Messenger RNA from Tigriopus californicus, 959 nucleotides. It is a transcript of the gene SsRbeta, whose product is annotated as translocon-associated protein subunit beta-like. Bases 116 to 724 code for a protein of 202 amino acids. Gene Ontology annotation, cellular component: membrane; endoplasmic reticulum. The transcript is spliced from 3 exons. The record is from RefSeq and is a predicted model, not a curated record. NCBI's taxonomy places the organism in Eukaryota, Metazoa, Arthropoda, Copepoda, Harpacticoida, Harpacticidae.
AUGUGCGAACCUGACUGUGCUGUCAUUUGAAGCUGUGAUAAUUCAGUGUCUUUUUCUGGUCCAACCUAGUAGUUUCCGUGGGAUUUUUGCCUCCCAUCUCGUGUCAUCACACAUCAUGCCAGUAUCUAGGAUCGCAUUGUUAUUGUGUGUGCUGGUGUGGCCCGCCCUCGUUUGGGGCGGCAAUCAAGCCAGUACGGGUGGAAGUGCGGGCUCCAAUGCUCAAGCGCGGCUCCUGGUCGCCAAACAGAUUCAGAACAAGUACUUGGUGGAGGGCAAGGAUAUCGUGGUCAAGUACUCCUUGUACAACGUGGGCGAGAGUGCGGCGCUCAACGUGUUGUUGAGCGAAAAGGGCUUUGGCGAGCAAGAUUUCGACGUGGUGGGCGGACAGAUGAACGUGCGCUUGGAUCGAUUGGCGGCCGGAGCCAAUCACUCGCACGUGGUGGUGGUCCGCCCUAAGCGAUUUGGAUACUUCAACUUCACGGCCGCUGAGGUCAAGUACCAACCCUCGGAGGAGAUCCAGACCAUUCAAGUGGGUUACACGGGCACGGAGCCCCACCAAGCGCCCAUCAUCGCUCUCCGGGACUAUGAGAAACAAUUCUCUUCCCAUAUGCUCGAUUGGUUGGCCUUUGCCGCUAUGACUCUGCCUUCAUUGGGCAUUCCAUUCCUGUUGUGGACUUCCAGCAAGUCUAAAUACGAGGCCAUUGCCCGCUCCAAAAAAGAUUGAGACUACUCCGUUCGAGGUCCACGGUGUGGAGGAGAGCGAUCGUCAUCCGAAACUUGGACUUUUGACACACUCUUACGUCGCAAUUGAUGUUGUUUUUACUUUUUACGCCAGUAGGCCGAUCCCAUCUCGGUCUUUUUCAUAAGAUCCCACCGGAUCCCUACCUGGACUCGUUGGCUGGCUUCGGCUGCAAUCGAGCUUUUGUUGUGGCUGAAAAUACAACCAUUUCCCUCAACUA